Molecule: messenger RNA, 2383 nt
Organism: Bradysia coprophila
Lineage: Eukaryota; Metazoa; Arthropoda; Insecta; Diptera; Sciaridae
Biological process (GO): DNA integration
Molecular function (GO): nucleic acid binding
Source: RefSeq, a predicted model, not a curated record
AUGCGAUGGAUUCCGUCCGAACAUAAUGUCGCUGAUGAGGCAACUAAAAUCAAAAGAGAUCGCAAAUUGGAUUCGUCAUCUCGUUGGUACAAGGCUCCAGAGUUCCUGUACGACAAAGAAGAAGAUUGGUUCAAAGACCAAGGCGAUAUCGAAUAUUUUACCGAAAACGAAGUGAGACCAAGCUUUUCAAUGGCUUGUCGUGAAAUCAUUCGACCGCAAAUCAUCGACAUUGAAAGGUUCUCUCAAUGGAAUCGGCUUGUUAGAGCUCAAGCAUAUGCUCUCAGAUUCAUUUUCAAUGUUCGCCAUUCACAACAAGAACGUCAAUUCGGGCCGCUGGUACAACAGGAAAUCCUCGAUGCCCGAAAAUCACUUGUAUCGUCCGUGCACAAACCGCUAAAAGAGCAAAAAGACUUCGAAAAGUCUAGUAUUCUACGCACUUAUUCACCAUACAUCGACGAAGACGGUGUUAUUCGAAUGCGUGGAAGAAGCGAUGCAGCCACCGUUUUAUCGCACGACACGAAACGUCCAAUCAUCCUUCCAAGACGUCAUCGGAUUACUCGUCUCAUUGUGGAUUAUUAUCAUCGACGUUACAAGCACAUCAACCAUUCUACUGUCCUCAAUGAAAUCCAACAGAAAUUCAUUAUACCGGCUCUUCGUGUGGUCCUGAAAAGCAUUAGAACAUCAUGCCAAAAAUGCAAAAAUUUAUCGGCAGAACCGAAGAUUCCCGAGAUGGCCGAGCUUCCUCCUGGGCGAUUAGCGGCGUAUACUUUACCAUUUACUUUCGUCGGAAUAGACUUUUUUGGCCCGAUAAGAGUUAGAAACGGAAGAAAAACGCGAAACCGUCCAGUGAUCAUGGAAAAAAGAUGGGUUCUAUUGUUCACUUGCUUAACGACACGAGCCAUUUGGAUGGAGAUCACUCAUUCACUUGAAACGAAUUCCUGCGUUAUGGCCAUCGACAACUUCAUUUCGAGGAAAGGCCAGCCGAAGAGAGUCUUCUGCGACAAUGGUACGUCGUUUCACGGUUCGGAAAAGGAGCUACGUGACGAAUUCAGUAAAAUAAACCAAAGGGACUUGGCAGAAAGAUUCACUAGUUCUGAGAUGGAAUUCAGAUUCAAUCCACCGGCUACUCCACACAUGGGUGGAGUAUGGGAACGUCUCAUUCGCACAGUCAAAUCAUGCCUUAAACAAACAAUGCUAACCAGAUGUCCUAACGACGAAAUGUUAAAAAAUCUAAUCGUGUCGGCUGAGAAUAUCGUCAAUUCAAGACCGCUGACUUACGUGGCAUUGGAAUCGGCUGAUGAAGAAGCAUUAACCCCGAACCAUAUCUUGCUUGGAUCUUCGAAUGGAAGAAAACCGUUGGGAGAGUUCCCCGACAAAGACUUAGCAAGAAACACCUACAAAGCCGUACAAAUUCUUGCGAAUAAUUUUUGGCGGCGAUUCGUCUUGGAGUACAUGCCAACACUCACCAAAAGAACAAAAUGGUUCAAGCAAAUGGAGCCGAUCAAAGUCGGUGACGUCGUGAUAGUAGUCGACGAACGGAACGAGCGUAAUACAUGGCCAAAGGGAAUCGUCGAGAAACUUAUGCCUGACAAAAGAGGAAUUGUGCGGCAAGUUAUGGUGCGAACAGCUAAAGGAAUUCGACGACGAUCUGUUGGGAAGCUAGCCGUUUUGGAUGUGAAACCGCCCAUGGAAGAUGUCAAUCAGGACUCAAUGGUGUCGAUUCACGGAGAGGGGAAUGUUGGGCAGCAACACAUGACCGGCAACACUGAUCUACAUCCAUUUCAUUCAGCAACAGGAUUGCCUGAUUCUGCUGUAAAUUAGUGACAGUCGUGGUACCGGAAAAACAUUUGUUCUUUUGAUUUCAUUAGAAAACGGCCAAGUGAUUCAAAGCUCGAAGUAAAUUUAAUUUAAUCGUAAAAUCGAUCCGUUCAAAUCGAUCAAUUAUUUCUUUUAAUCGAAGUACGUAGUGUGUUGUGUUGUGAGAUAACGAUUGUUGCUAGCGGAGUUUGCCAAGGAGGUAAAAAUUGAUUUUUUCGUGAAGCACCAAGUGUGCAGGUUUUCAUUUGCAGUUUGAUUGAUUUACAGGCGAAACGUUCGCGGAACAUUAUAAUUACACGAAUCAACAGCCUGUGUUGUAAGCUGUCGAAUCGUGAACUGUAAGGAAUUUGUAAAAAUUAUUGAAAUUGAUCAGGAAUUAAUUGAGGUUAUGUUUAGUUAUAGUUACAUCGCUCAUACACACACACGCACGCGCAUUGAUCUGAAUUGUUAUUUAUCGGCAAAGGAAUGCUAAACAAAUUUGAAGUGUUUGAUUAAAGAGUUGAAAUCAAGACGUGACGUUUCCUUUAACUCAACGACACUCACAAAUUUAAAAUCCAGCCGACAA